This is a messenger RNA of Lactuca virosa, 276 nucleotides long. The record is from the annotation of a GenBank genome assembly. Lineage: Eukaryota; Viridiplantae; Streptophyta; Magnoliopsida; Asterales; Asteraceae.
AUGGCUGGACUUGAAAAUUUUGCAAAGGGAAUGGCCAUGGUUGAUGCAAGGGCCACAAGAUUGGCAAUUAAUUCUUUUUUUGCAAAAGAGGGGAAUCUUAGUGAAUUAUAUGCAAAAGGGGAGGCGAUUUCUAUUGUGUUUAAUGUUCUUGGAUUGGGUGCAGGGAUUCAGUUAGUUUCUAUAAAAGGAAAUAUAUCAAGUCCUGCAGACUUGAGGAACAAGGAAGAUCUUGUGUAUCCAAGGAGAUUGAUAAAAGAAGCUGGAAAUGAUCAUUAG